CGAGGAGCGGGUUUGGCGCAGAUCAGAGGAUCCGGGUCUGUCUGUCGCGGAGUCGCAGGCGUGAGAGAACAGCGGCGGACUUCAGGACACCACCUGGAGAUUGUGUUUCUGUAAAAUCGAUCGAGGGUAAACCACAUCCAUCCACUGAGGACAGGGAACCAAUAUUUCAAUCACAGGCCUCAGUUUGGGGAACAUCUGAACUUCCCACUGAACUGAGUUCCCUCUGUCUAAAAGAUGUCGACCACAGCCGCGGACAACGCAGGCGGGAAGACCAGAGGUCCUAAAGGGUCAAAAGACCAUAAAAAGCCCACGACGGCUGCUCUGAAAGGUGCGAUCCAGCUGGGCAUCGGUUAUGCGGUGGGCAACCUGAGCUCCAAGCCGGACAGAGACGUGCUCAUGCAGGACUUCUCGGUGGUGGAGAGCGUCUUCCUACCCAGUGAGGGGAGUACCCUCACACCAGCCCACCACUUCCCAGAUUUCCAUCUGAAGAGCUACGCCCCGCUGGCCUUUCGCUACUUCAGGGAGCUGUUUGGCAUCAAACCAGAUGACUACCUGUACUCCAUCUAUAAAGACCCGCUGAUUGAGCUGUCCAAUCCCGGCGCCAGCAGUUCCUGGUUUUACCUCACCAGCGACGACGAGUUCAUCCUGAAGACGGUGCAGCGUAAAGAGGCGGAGUUCCUGCAGAAGCUGCUUCCUGGUUACUACAUGAACCUGAACCAGAACCCGAGGACGCUGCUGCCCAAAUUUUACGGCCUCUACUGCAUAACUUGUGGCAGUGUCAACAUCCGCGUGGUGGUCAUGAACAACGUCCUGCCGCGGACCCUGGGGAUGCACUACAAGUACGACCUGAAGGGGUCCACAUACAAACGCCGGGCCUCGCACAAAGAGCACGCGAAGCCCUCGCCCACCUUCAAAGACCUGGACUUCCAGGAGAUGCACGAGGGCCUGUACUUUGAUGCCGACACCUACAACGCCCUGAUGAAAACCCUGCAGAGAGACUGCCGGGUCCUGGAGAGCUUUAAGAUCAUGGAUUACAGUCUUUUACUGGGGAUUCAUGUUUUGGACAAGAAAAAAGUGGUCAGGGGAACCAGAGCAGACAGUCCGAGGGGGCAAAAGGUCCUCUACUCCACUGCCCUGGAGUCCAUCCAGGGGAACAUAAAGGGCCCUGAACCAGUGGAAGAUGAUGAAACGAUGGGAGGAAUUCCAGCAAAACAUAAGGACGAGAAGUUACUCAUCUUUUUAGGGAUCAUUGAUAUCCUUCAGUCUUACAGGUUCAUCAAGAAGGUGGAGCACUCCUGGAAAGCCCUGGUCCAUGAUGGGGACACGGUAUCGGUUCACAGGCCUAGUUUUUAUGCAGACAGGUUUUUGAAGUUCAUGGGCACAACUGUCUUCAAGAAGAUCCAACCUCUUAGAGGAGCAUCUUCGAAGAAGAAGAGGGGUUUGCUUUAUGCUGGAAAGGCAGCCUCGCAGGAGCUCCUGUCCCAGUCCAAAGAGGAGGAGAAGAAGGCCAAAAGCAUGGACAACUUGGAUGGGCAGUUGUUCACGUCCUCCAAACAUCCAGACCUGGUCCCGAGGCCUUCUGGUGUCCAGGGUGCGGUUUCUCUUGAUCCCAGCGUGUUGGACAGGGAGGACUAUGAAAACCGGGAGGAGCGGCGAGCCUCGAGCUCCACCGUAGCCCUGGACGAACCCCUGCCUGCCCUCGAGCGAAGCCGCUCAGACUCAGAACUGGACGUUUUCUUGUGAGGACCGAUGACCACAGGUGCCACUCCAGUCAACUGUGCCUUCAGAAGACAAUGGUUGUUAACCUUCCAACAACCAGCUUCAUAGAAAAAAAUGUAAAUGCAAAGCACUUUACCACUGCUCAUAGUUGGC
Lampris incognitus (smalleye Pacific opah) is the source of this 1872-nucleotide messenger RNA. Its product is annotated as phosphatidylinositol 4-phosphate 5-kinase type-1 beta-like. Gene Ontology annotation, molecular function: phosphatidylinositol kinase activity. The transcript has 14 exons. Gene Ontology annotation, biological process: phosphatidylinositol metabolic process. Lineage: Eukaryota; Metazoa; Chordata; Actinopteri; Lampriformes; Lampridae. The record is from RefSeq and is a predicted model, not a curated record. Bases 235 to 1743 code for a protein of 502 amino acids.